AUGGACACAUAUGUGAUUCAGAUGCAGGACCAUGGCAGCCUCCCCUCAGUUCUGGAUGUGCACGUCAACGUCACUGGGAGAAGCUCUGUGCUGGGGAAAGUGAAAAGCAGGAAGGCCAGAUGGUCCGUGAGGCCCUCGGAAAUGUCCAACAAAACUUUCAAUCCCAUCCGGGCCAUUGUGGACAACAUGAAGGUGAAGCCAAAUCCAAACAAGACCAUGAUUGCUUUGUCGAUCGGGGACCCUACUGUAUUUGGAAACCUGCUGACAGAUCCUGAAGUAACCCAAGCAAUGAAAGAUGCCCUCGACUCAGGGAAGUUUAAUGGCUAUGUAUCCUCCAUCGGCUGCUUAUCCAGUCGGGAGGAAGUUGCUGCUUAUUACCACUGUCCUGAGGCACCCCUGGAAGCUAAGGAUGUCAUUCUGACAAGUGGCUGCAGUCAGGCUAUUGAACUGUGUUUGGCUGUGUUGGCCAACCCAGGGCAAAACAUCCUAGUUCCGAGACCUGGCUUCUCUCUCUACAGGACUCUGGCUGAAUCUAUGGGAAUUGAGGUCAAACUCUACAAUUUGUUGCCAGAGAAGAAUUGGGAAAUUGACCUGAAACAAUUAGAAUCUCUGAUUGAUGAAAAGACAGUUUGUCUUAUUCUCAACAAUCCAUCAAACCCUUGUGGGUCAGUGUUCAGUAGACGUCAUCUCCAGAAAAUUUUGGCAGUGGCUGCAAGGCAGUGUGUCCCCAUCUUAGCUGAUGAGAUCUAUGGAGACAUGGUGUUUUCAGAUUCCAAAUUUGAGCCUCUGGCUACCCUCAGCAGCAAUGUCCCCAUCCUGUCCUGUGGAGGGCUGGCCAAGCGCUGGCUGGUUCCUGGCUGGAGGAUGGGCUGGAUCCUUAUCCAUGACCGAAGAGAUAUUUUUGGCAAUGAGAUCCGAGAUGGGCUGGUGAAGCUAAGUCAACGGAUCCUGGGCCCCUGCACCCUUGUCCAGGGAGCUCUGAAAAGCAUCCUGUGUCGUACCCCCCAAGAGUUCUACCACAACACUCUAAGCUUCCUCAAGUCCAAUGCAGAUCUCUGCUAUGGGGCAUUGGCUGCCAUCCCUGGACUCCGGCCCAUUCGCCCUUCUGGGGCCAUGUACCUCAUGGUUGGAAUUGAGAUGGAACAUUUCCCAGAAUUUGAGAAUGAUGUGGAGUUCACGGAGCAGUUAGUUGCCGAGCAAUCCGUCCACUGUCUCCCAGCAUCGUGCUUUGAAUAUCCAAAUUUCUUCCGAGUGGUAAUCACAGUCCCUGAAGUGAUGAUGCUGGAGGCCUGUAGCCGGAUCCAAGAGUUCUGUGAACAGCACUACCAUUGUGCUGAAGGGAGCCAGGAGGAAUGUGACAAAUAG
Budorcas taxicolor (takin) is the source of this 1365-nucleotide messenger RNA. It is a transcript of the gene TAT, whose product is annotated as tyrosine aminotransferase. The record is from RefSeq and is a predicted model, not a curated record. Gene Ontology annotation, molecular function: L-tyrosine:2-oxoglutarate transaminase activity; pyridoxal phosphate binding. The transcript is spliced from 11 exons. Gene Ontology annotation, biological process: biosynthetic process; aromatic amino acid catabolic process. Lineage: Eukaryota; Metazoa; Chordata; Mammalia; Artiodactyla; Bovidae. Bases 1 to 1365 code for a protein of 454 amino acids.